This is a messenger RNA of Suillus bovinus, 1000 nucleotides long. Its product is annotated as histone-fold-containing protein. NCBI's taxonomy places the organism in Eukaryota, Fungi, Basidiomycota, Agaricomycetes, Boletales, Suillaceae. The record is from RefSeq and is a predicted model, not a curated record. Gene Ontology annotation, cellular component: nucleosome. Gene Ontology annotation, molecular function: protein heterodimerization activity; DNA binding; structural constituent of chromatin. Gene Ontology annotation, biological process: nucleosome assembly. Bases 371 to 796 code for a protein of 141 amino acids. The transcript is spliced from 5 exons.
AAAAAGAAGAUGAAUCGUUGGAAGCGAAGUUCCGACAAGACGGACCGCUGGUAAUUAGUCGUACCAAAGUAAAACCAUGCUUUUUAUAUCACAGGACAAAAUAGCAAAAGUAAACGAUAGCCCACCGCGAGGGUCGAACUCGCAGCCUUCAGAUUACGUCAAACGGAGCCGAUAGUCGUAAAAGUCUGACGCUCUAUCCGAUUGAGCUAGGCGGGCGCCCGAAAAGCAACCUUCCUAUUCCAACAAGACCGCCGCAGCGCUUCAAACUCCGCUUGGGAGCUCGUCGGCUGGUAUAAAGCGCGACGCGUCCUAGUAGGGGCGUUUACGUGUUUUCGGUGUUUUCUUUACUUUUACUUUGCUUUGAGCAAGCAUGCCGUUCAAGCCUAAUUCAACCGCAUCCAAGGCGCCCGCUUCCAAAGCUGCUAAAGCACCCGUGUCGUCAGCGGGACAGAAAGCAGCUAGGAAAGCACCUUCUAAAGAGGAUGGUGAUAUGAAAAAGAAGCGUAAGAAGGCAAGGAAGGAGACGUACAGCAGUUAUAUUUACAAGGUGCUGAGACAGGUCCACCCCGAUACUGGAAUAUCAAACAAGGGAAUGGGCGUUUUGAAUUCAUUCGUAAAUGACCUGUUCGAAAGGAUCGCCACCGAAGCGAGCAAGCUUGCAUCAUACACAAAGAAAUCUACCAUCUCCUCGCGCGAGAUUCAGACGGCAGUGAGGCUUAUUCUUCCUGGAGAGCUUGCAAAGCAUGCGAUUAGUGAGGGAACGAAGAGUGUCACAAAAUUCUCUGCUGCCAGGUGAGACGUACAGUCACACAAGUCACGGCAGUGAGAAGAGCGGGUCCAACCUCGGCGCAUUGAGCAUGGUAAAUGGACAGACGUGGAUCUAUUAAAUAUGUAGCAUAGCCCAUCUCGUAAAUAUUAUGCAUACCCUCAUAGUAGUAGCAGCAUAUCCAUAACAUAUAAAAUGAUUCCCGGGAACCUAGAAACCUGGAAGAUUGAAGUG